AUGAUGAUUGGUCAAUAAUCUUUUGUUUCUUUCUUACGAAUGUGUGAAAAGAGAAAAAGUCUUACUAAUAAACGUAAAACAUCUUGAGUUUGUCCGUGAUCUUGUUGGUUGGUACUCAUUUCUUUCGAUAUUCAGUUCCCCGUGUCGGCGACCUUGAUCUCGUUUAGAAAUCCAGGUGAGAUACUCUAUGAAAAAGAUGCUCCUGCCAAGCAUUGCUGUUGCUUUAUUAUAAAAUAUUGAUUGAAUAUAAUUCUAAACUUUUGUGACAGUCUUCAAUUUUGUGAGAAUAAAAGUGUUAAAGUGUAAAUCAUUAAUAAUUGAAAAUAGUGUUUAAAAAAUAAAAUAAAUCGGACGAACAAAAAAAGUAACAUGUUUGAAAGGACGUAAGUGAGAAAAAAAAAUGUAACAAGGUGAAUGAAAGUGAAUUGGCGAAUUUUCAUCGGUCGUUGGAGGAAAGAAAUGGUUGCGUCCACAUCGUCCUUCUUCAUCCUAUUCAUCCUUAUUGGAUUUGGUUUAACUAAUUGUAGAAAAAACGAUCGUUAUCUCGACAAAUUUGAUUUUCCAAAUAACGAAGAAACUUUGAACGAUGUUAAUCAUCUUGACACCACCAACAGAAAAACGAGAUUCUUCGAUGAACUUGGUUUGAUACCACAAACGUGCAAAUACAAGGGUACCAAAUUUGAAUGUGGAUUGAGUAUAAGUUGCGUUCUGGCAGGUGGUAGACCGGUCGAUUUAUGUUCAGGUGGAUUAAUUUGGAGUUGUUGCGUGGACGACGAUGAUAUUCCAGAAAAAAUCCCUAAACCGAGUGUUGGAUUACUUCAAAAUGCCACAUUUUCGCUAAAUCUGGGUCAUCAACAACCCUACGUAGAAGACAACGUUCAUAUCUAUGGUAACAAUUUGAGACCAAUCAAGCCUACGUACAUGGAAGAUGUUCAUAGACCAAGUUAUUCCUACAUCGUGAAUAAUCCAAGCAAACCAACUUGGCAACAACAACAACAACAACAACAACAACAGCAGCAGCAACAGCAACACGAUCACGAUCGUCCCUCUUACGUGACACGUCCCACAGUUUAUCGACCACCUACAGUUCAAUUUGAUUAUCCUCAGGACGAGUACGAUUCGUCUUAUCCUCAUUCAAACACUGGGAUCCAUGUGCCUGUCGAUGAUGUCUCUAAUUCAUUGGAUUAUUCGCAAUAUCGUGGUUGCGGGGAACUUUACACGAGAAGUAAUAGGAUUGUUGGUGGACAUAGUUCAAGUUUUGGAAGUCAUCCAUGGCAGGCUGCCAUUAUUAAAUCGGGAUUCCUUACAAAGAAAUUAUCCUGCGGUGGUGCCUUGUUGAACAACAGAUGGGUCGUAACUGCAGCACACUGUGUUGCAACGACACCGAACAACAAUUUGAAAGUUCGAUUAGGUGAAUGGGACGUGAGAGACGGUUCGGAACGUUUACUUCAUGAAGAAUUUAACAUUGAAAGGAAGGAAGUUCAUCCUCAAUAUUCACCUACGGAUUUUCGAAACGAUGUUGCUUUGGUGAAAUUAUCAAGAACUGUAAUAUUUAAACAACACAUUGUACCAGUUUGCUUACCAGCUAGAAAUCUCAAGUUAUCAGGUCGGACAGCAACCGUUGCCGGAUGGGGAAGAACCAGACAUGGUCAAAGUUCAGCACCAUCCGUUUUACAGGAAGUCGACGUUGAGGUCAUACCUAACGAAAGAUGUCAAAGGUGGUUCAGAGCAGCUGGUAGACGUGAAACCAUACACGAUGUUUUUCUAUGUGCCGGUUACAAAGAAGGUGGUCGAGAUUCUUGUCAAGGAGAUUCAGGUGGACCAUUGACCAUGUCCGUUGAAGGCAGACACGUGUUGAUUGGUUUAGUGUCAUGGGGUAUUGGUUGUGGCCGCGAACACUUGCCAGGUGUAUAUACUAAUAUUCAAAAAUUCGUGCCUUGGAUAGACAAAGUUAUGAGUUGAAAGAUCUCACAAAG
Polistes dominula (European paper wasp) is the source of this 1976-nucleotide messenger RNA. Its product is annotated as serine protease 27. The record is from RefSeq and is a predicted model, not a curated record. Gene Ontology annotation, molecular function: serine-type endopeptidase activity. Gene Ontology annotation, biological process: proteolysis. Lineage: Eukaryota; Metazoa; Arthropoda; Insecta; Hymenoptera; Vespidae.